GAACUCACCGCCCUCGAUCAGGACAUUCACUGGUUCUGUCCGCGAAGCACGUCCGACGACUUCAACAUCUACUACGACGAAGACCAUUGCAAUGUCCACACCGGCGAGACACCCAGCGACAGGGUGGUUCGAGAAGGGAAGAUUGAAGAGGCGACACAGAGACGAGAGAAGGUGAUGCUGGCGAUGCAGAUUCUGGCUUACGACGGCGCAGACGCAGUGGCCUUUCAAAAGAGUCUGACAGCGUGUCUGACGAAACAACUUUCCCGCUGCGAUAUUUGCAUCCGCGAAUAUCAUCGAUCACGAACAAGCUUGAGGCAAAGCUUGGAGGAGGACUAUCCCGAGGAAGACGUGCAGAGCUUCUUGAAAAAAUAUGAUGAUAUGAACGCGGCGAGGAUCAUCUCCGGGUUGAACAGCAUGACUGAGGCGUUGGUGGGAUUGCCAGAAGAACAACGCAAGAUCACUUCUGCGGGAGAUGAGGCAAUGUACGCCAUGUUCGAGGCGUUGCAGUCGGUGCCUUUUCUUCGCAAUGAGGAGGCGCUUCAGCAAUACUUCGACAGGCCUUUUGCAAUGGCGCAGUCAAAGAGGAAGUUCACACUGCCAGCUAUCGCUCCAGGCAUGGUGGCGUUUCUCUUCUCUAAGAACCCCAUGCGCUUGUCGUGGGCAACGCGCAACUUCGGCAGAGUCAAGCGGCCAAUGCUCGCCAAUGAGUUCGAGUACAGCGUCAGGCCAUUUCUGGAGCCCGCGAUGAAUCGAGUCCAUGUUGUGUCGUUGGAGUUGGAGUUUCUGCCCACCUUUUGGAGCGCAGUCAAAUUGAUCGUGUCGAAGCUGACGCCCACUCUUGUCGCACAAAACCUGCGCAAGAUGAACGGCAACCUCCUCACGCUCUCGCUCGAUCAUUUCCAAAUCGACGCCAACCACUUCUCGGAUCUCAUCGCCGUGUAUGUCAACAUCAUCGAGCUCAGCCCACAAGACUUCUGGGCCGCCAUGGGAGCCGUCAAUCCGCAGAACGUCAUUGAGAAUAUCUGCAGAGCUCCGAGACUCGAACAAAUCCUCACACGAAACGCAGAGAGCAUGCACAAUCCGGUGGCUGAGAUUAACGCGAUCAUGGCUUGGGUGGACAGCUUCGUUCGAAGCAUCAAGCCCGGCAUUUUGGUCCCACCACUCCGAACCAUGCUUAACCAACUCAUGCUUCACUAUCAAGGAGACCAAUACAGCCACUGGGCUAGUAGCGUGGCAUGGCAUAAAGGUCUCACCUCCAUCCUUGAGGCCAUUCGCCGCAUCUCGGAAACUGUCGACGGUGGCCCGGUGUAUGCGCACCUCAUCGAAGCGGUGUCCAAAGACCACAUCGCCAACAUCUUGCACGAACUGAGCGAGACUGAGCACAAGGAGGAAUUCCAACUCACCGUCACUCAGGGCCUCGACUUGGAGGUCGUUGAGAACAUUCUCGCGCUCGACCUCAAGAGCCUUGCUCGCGAUCGCCGUGUCAUCCUAAGAAACAGAGAGCUUGACCACGAGAUUAGCCAGUCGAAUCUGAAUGUGUGGAAUCUCAGCACGCGCCAUGUCAAGCCGGGCCGACCUCACCUGGUGAUUCAUAUUCUCACGGGUGUGCAAGGCAUCUUGACUUUGGAGAUGAUGCCGCCGAACGCCGCCAAAGAUGGCAAGAACAAUAUCGACCACAAAGUGCUGAAUAUCGUGUCUAUCGAACUUCUGGAGCGGAUAGAUUCCUUCGGUGCCGAGCAGCUGACUGACUUGUUCCAAGAAUUCGACGGCGCUCGAGGACUCAUGGCUCUCCUCUUCAGCGGAGACGACCGUGUCCAUCAGUCGGCGCUCAGUGUGUUGAAGUCUCUGUCUGGCGAGGACGGUCGACGGGGAAGUCUGCGACAUCUGCUAUUGGCCUUCUUUGCGCCCGCCUUGGGAGCCGUGUCUCACGCUUUGAAACUGAUCUCGGAUGCAAAGGUCUUUGGACCUUGCCCUACAGCCCUCAAGCUCAUCCGAGACAUUUACGGCAGUCUGUGUGACAGUGAAGACGGCAUUCUCCGCUCGCGCGCAUUCACCGACGAGCAAGAUCUGGACGCAUUGAGGAAAUUCUGGUUUCAAACUUGGACGACUUUGGAGACGAUCUUCGAACAGACCGAGCUUUGGAGCGCGGCUGGAUUCCCCAAAGCCAUCAUGUCGGAAUUCUGUCGAGAGACUAUGGACUUUGCAGACUUCGCCUUUCACCAAUAUUCUCUCAUUGCCGCCACGUUUGAGCACGGCGGGAAGCAAAAGUCGAGCAUGCCGGUGGGCAAGACCUUGUUGCAAUUCCCAAGCAAGGCAUUCAAGUUCAUUGCCAAAUGGCUGCGCCUGCGAGAUGAGUAUCUCAUCGAGAAAGCAGUCGGCUUGAUCUCCAACAUGCUCGUUCGACUGCAAGAAAAUGACCUCAAGAUCUCGUCGGAGUCGCUCAAGUACAUCGAAGACAUCAUCCUCAGCACAGAGAAGGACAUGCGAGUCAAAACAAAGCUUACACCGAAUCAUAAAGCUGAGCUUCAGCAAGCGCUGGAGAAGCAUAUCGGUCAUGCACUUGCACCAGCCGAGCCGGAAAUCAAGCUUGAGAAGAAGCAGAAGACCUUGGACGGCAAGAAGCCGAAGAAUGCCAUCGAUCUCGAGCAGUGGAAGAGCGCAGCGGCGAAGCAAGAGAAGAGGCCAGAUCUUGCGAAGAAGCUACCCGCACGACCGAACGCCGCCGCCAAGCUGGCUGCUCAGAAAGCCAAUAUUGGAAAAGACUUUCUUGAGAAGCGCAAGGCGGCAAAGGCUGAGGCUGAACGCACUCGUCUCGCGAAUCUUGCCAAAGCCAAUGGUUUGGGAGCUGGCAGUGGUGUCGCUGGUCUUGGCGACUUUGGUAAAGACCAUGCCGUCAAGGGUCAGAACGUUAUGGUCUCUUCAGAUGAGAGCGAAGACGAAGAUGACGAUAGUGACGAUCUUGACGACGAUCUCUUCGGUCCGUCUAUCAAGAAACAGCAGCGACCUGGCCUUGACCUUACUGGUGCGAUUGGGCUGAAGGCUGAGGCAAAGAAAGGCCCGACGAAGAUCAAGCGGACAGCACGCUCUCUGCGAGAUAUGCGAGCGCGUCUGGCUCCAGAUCUUGGAUCUCUUCAUCGUAUGAUUCUUGGAUGGGAUUACUUCCAUCAAGGAGACUACCCACCUGGAAGCAACCCACACGAGUUCUCGCAGGUGUCGGACUCGUUCUCCGACCCGGUCACCUACCAGCAAACAUUCGAGCCGCUCCUCUUGCUAGAAGCAUGGCAGGGUCUGGUUCAGUCACGACUUCAGGACAAUUCCAAGCCGUACGAGAUCAAGGUGGGAAAUCGCAACAACGUGGAUCAAUUCGUCGAAAUCAACAGCGUCCUCGGACAGAAGGAGAACCGCGACUUGCAGAUCAUGGAAGGCGACAUCAUCCUGUUCUCGAAAUCGCCCCGUCCUGCCGGCGACUCCACAACACCCAACUGUCUCGCACGAGUCUACCGCAUCAAGCGGGAAAAGGGCCAGCUUCAAGUCGUCUACCAAUUCACGCCCGGCUCAUCUCUAGCCUCGCAGAUCACGCCACAGACCAUCAUUCACGGCGUCAAAGUCCAGUCCAUCACUCCUCUCGAGCGCGAGUACGGUGCGCUCAAAGCGCUGCAGUACUACGAUCUGUGCAAUCAGAUCGUCCGCGCGAGACCGUCCCAGCGCAUCGAGUACAGCGAGAAGCAGAUCUCCAACUUUCAGGACGUGUACGACGUCAAUCGCGCGCAGUCUGAAGCUAUCAAUGCUGCGUUGGAAAAUGAAGGCUUUUCGCUCAUUCAGGGUCCUCCGGGAUCUGGAAAGACAAAAACGAUCGUGGCGAUUGUGGGCGGACUGCUGACGCAUACUUUGAGCAGUGCUUACAAAGGCGCGACGAGGAUCUCCAUGCCAAACGGGAAUGCCAAUGCUGAUGGAGCGGUGAAGAAGCUUCUCGUCUGUGCUCCGAGUAACGCAGCCGUCGAUGAGAUUGUCAUGCGUCUGAAGGAAGGUGUCAAAACGAAGGACGGACGCAGUCAUGAUAUCAACGUCGUGCGUAUCGGUCGCAGUGAACGUAUCAACGCGAUGGUCGGAGACGUCACCAUGGAGGAACUGGUGCAGAAGAAGCUUGGUGGCAAUCAGAUGGACGAGCAGAAGCGCAAGGCUACUGCAGAGCUGUUCAAGGAGCACCAGCAGGUCUCUCAUCAAUUGCAGGAGAUGUACACCCAGCGCAACGCCAACGAGAAGAUGGAGGAGUCCGAGCGGAAGAAGCUCGACGACAACAUUGGGCAUGUCCGACGACGCAAGGCCGAGCUCGGGUCUCGCAUCGAUCAGACCAAGGAUCGAGAACUUGCCGCCGGACGCGAGCAGGAGCUCAACCGCAAGAGGGCCCAGCAGGCUGUUCUCGACGAAGCGCAUGUCAUCUGCGCAACGCUGUCCGGCUCUGGUCACGACAUGUUCCAAUCGCUCAACAUCGAGUUCGAGACGGUCAUCAUCGAUGAAGCAGCACAGUGUGUGGAAAUGUCGUCGCUCAUCCCACUGAAGUACGGCUGUGUCAAGUGCAUCAUGGUCGGUGAUCCCAAGCAGUUGCCUCCGACUGUCUUCUCCAAGGAAGCCGCCCGCUUCCAGUACGAACAAUCCCUCUUCGUCCGCAUGCAAAACAACUUCCCGAAUGAAGUCCACCUGCUCGACACGCAAUACCGCAUGCACCCAGACAUCUCCGCAUUCCCCUCCGCCACCUUCUACGACCACAAACUCAAAGACGGCAGCAACAUGGCCGCUCUCCGCAAGAAAUCCUGGCACGCUUCCAAUUUGCUGGCACCAUACCGCUUCUACGACGUCAAAGGCCAGCACUCCGCCGCGCCCAAAGGUUUCUCCCUUGUCAACCACGCCGAAGUCGAAGUCGCCAUGGCGCUGUACUCUCGCCUGACCACUGACUUCGGCAGUACCUACGACUUCUCCAACCGCAUCGGCAUCAUCACCCCUUACAAGUCCCAACUCGAACUGCUUCGCAAGAAAUUCAGCACCGCAUUCGGCUUGGAGAUUCUCGAAAAAGUCGAAUUCAACACCACGGACGCCUUUCAGGGUCGUGAAGCUGAAAUCAUCAUUUUCAGCUGUGUGAGGGCGAGUGAUAAAGGUGGCGUGGGGUUCUUGCAGGAUAUUCGACGCAUGAAUGUGGGGUUGACGAGGGCGAAGUGUAGUUUGUGGGUGUUGGGGAAUUCGGAGAGUCUGUCGAGAGGGCAGUAUUGGAGGUUGUUGAUUGAGGAUGUGGAGAGGAAGGGGGCGAUGGUUAAGGGGGAUUUGAUGGGGAUGUUGAGG
Zymoseptoria tritici IPO323 is the source of this 5334-nucleotide messenger RNA. RefSeq lists its product as uncharacterized. The annotation marks the transcript as partial. Gene Ontology annotation, cellular component: nuclear body. The record is from RefSeq and is a predicted model, not a curated record. Gene Ontology annotation, biological process: termination of RNA polymerase II transcription. Gene Ontology annotation, molecular function: transcription termination site sequence-specific DNA binding; helicase activity. The transcript has 2 exons. NCBI's taxonomy places the organism in Eukaryota, Fungi, Ascomycota, Dothideomycetes, Mycosphaerellales, Mycosphaerellaceae.